AUGGUAACAGAAGGCACAGCAGAGACGUCGAGCGUCAAAGAGGCUUCAGAGACAGCAAUUCUCACUUCUUUAUUUGGUUGGAGCCUCGUUCCACCAGCACCGCCAGAAUCGACGAGGAAAAAGUCUCUAACACGCUCCAAUACCGUCAUGUCAUCUGCAUCCGUCCCUCCCAGUCCAACUUCAUCGCGUGCUUCGUCUGUAGCUCCGCAGAUGCCGCCUCCCAAAUUAUCCAGACAGUCAACCGGUAUAACCUUUCGUCUACCAAGCAGCCUGACAAACAAGCCCGAAAACGCCCUUCUGCAAUGCGAACUAUGUCAGAGACGGAUUGGGCUUUGGGCCUUCACAACACGACCGGCUGCCAAUGAGGCGACGGAUUCUCAACCUCAGUCUCUCGAAAAGGACAGUGUACCUAGCACCCCAAGUUCGCAGGUCAAGAAGGCCCUCCCACAGCGAGCGUUCGACAUCCUGAAAGAACAUCGGUCCUACUGUCCUUACGUCUGGACACAAGUCGAGCUCUUCAUUGUCUCAGUUCAACGAAAGGAACGGUGUGCUUGGGGCACUGGAAGGUUGGCGGGCGGUGUUGACAGUGGCACUGCGCUAUGGGAUGGUCGAAAAGCAGAGGAUUGA
This is a messenger RNA of Cyclocybe aegerita, 627 nucleotides long. NCBI's taxonomy places the organism in Eukaryota, Fungi, Basidiomycota, Agaricomycetes, Agaricales, Hemipholiotaceae. The record is from the annotation of a GenBank genome assembly.